CACAUUCGGCGCUGACAAUAGUCAUCCUCUGCUGCUGAUUUUGUUGUGUUGCUGAGAGGAUCUUGUACCCAUCGCAACCACUCCUCGACGACCCGAACCACGACCCGCCGUGUCACCGCCUUUUUCCAUCUUUUAUAUUUAGACGGUGCAGUAGAUACAAGAGGGGAGGGUGAGGAAGAGGCAGAGACAGCAAGUAAUCCAUAUUUGCUUUCUUGGUCUGUUGUUUUGUUUUCUCCUUGUUACGAAGACAAAUUUCAUCAUCCUUUAGGAGACCAAGCAAAAGCAUCAUCAUCCCUCUCCAAAAUCCGCCCCCUCCCUCCCUCUAAAAAACACGUAAUCACCAACCUUUACCACCUUUGAUCCAUUGCCUUUACCUUUCCUCGCCUCUUCUUUUUCCCUUUAUUCCCUGCCUAGUUGCUACUGCUACUCCUAGUGCUUUGCGAGCAGCGAGCAUUUUGUUGCUUGUACACUCCGCUCACACACGGCACUGCCAUUGCACCACCAAGAACCCGACCGUAGGUCAGUCAGUAGGCAGCAGGUAGCAACACGCCAAGAGCAUGAAGGAGUUCUCCUACCAGGAGAUCGAGGCGGCGACCGGCGGCUUCGCGGCCAAGAACGUCGUCGGCAAGGGCAGCCACGGCUGCGUCUACAGGGCCAGGCUCAGGUGCGGCGCCGGCCACGGCAGGAGGCUCGUCACCGUCGCCGUCAAGAAGGCCUCGCACCCGCAGGGGGAGGCCAAGCUCGCCAACGAGAUCGCCGUGCUCACGGCCGCGCGCCACCACCCGGGCGUCGUGACCCUCGUCGGCGCGGUGGCGGCGGCGGGGCGGUCGCCGCUUCUCGUCAUGGAGUUCAUGCCCAACGGCUCGCUGCACGACCUGCUGCACCGGUCCCCGAGGCCGCCGCCGUGGCCGCGCCGCGUGGAGAUCGCGCUCGACGUGGCGCGGGCCAUGCGCGCGCUCCACGGCGCCGCGCCCCGCAUCAUACACCGGGACGUCAAGACGGCCAACGUCCUGCUCGGCCGCGACGGCCGCGCCCGCCUCGCCGACUUCAGCCUCGCGGUCAGGGUCGCCGCCGCGGGCGCGCCGAGGCCGGCGCCGGCUGGCACGAUGGGGUACCUGGACCCGAGCUACACGGAGCCCGGCCGGCUGGGGCCCGAGAGCGACGUGUUCAGCUUCGGCGUGGUGCUCCUGGAGCUCAUCAGCGGGCGCAAGGUGAUGGACGUGAACGCCUCCCCGUCGUCCAUCGUCGCGUGGGCGCUGCCGCUGAUCGGCGCCGGGCUGGCGCGCCAGGUGUUCGACGGGAGGGUGGCCGCGCCCGCUCCCGGCACCGACGCCGAGGCCGCGAUCGCCAGGGUCCUGUCCGUGGCCGCGCGGUGCGUGUCGGAGAGCGUGGAGCGCCGGCCAGCGAUGGCGGAGGUGGCCUCCGAGCUGCGCGGCGCCCUGGAGAGCGGCGGGUGGCACCGCCGCGGGAGGGACGUGGUGGACAGGGUGUGCAGGCGCGUCGUGUCGUGGGGGAUACAACUGCGCGUGAAGACGACGCGGAGGAGCAAGGUCGAGUGCACCGAGCUGUCGGGGUCGUCGGAGGGGGGCGGCGCACCAAGCCGCGCGGACUCGUGCCAUCUACCAUCGCGGUCCAACAGCAUACGAGUCAGAUAGGCUGACCCAGCAAAACUCAAUGCUUUAGGUGCCCGUUCCAGAAUAUUUUUUCUACAAACCGUGCAAGAUUUGGAUUGUUUCGCGUGAUCAGUUUACUGGGAUUGCUAUUGUUAGUUAGGUUAAUUAUUCCCGGAGUUGUUCAUCUACUGAUCUACUGGAUUAGUUAAUGUAUGACUGUUUGACUGGGCAUGUACAUACACACUGUCUUGGAAUUUGCUGAUGAGAUAACUUGUAAGGAGAACCUACCCACAUGUUUGAAUCUCUGGGCCUCCUGGUUUUGACUUGAACAAAAAGGUCAUCCAUUUCUUCA
Molecule: messenger RNA, 1965 nt
Organism: Triticum aestivum (bread wheat)
Lineage: Eukaryota; Viridiplantae; Streptophyta; Magnoliopsida; Poales; Poaceae
Product: serine/threonine-protein kinase-like protein At5g23170
Exons: 1
Coding region: 558-1655 (365 amino acids)
Biological process (GO): protein phosphorylation
Molecular function (GO): ATP binding; protein kinase activity
Source: RefSeq, a predicted model, not a curated record